CAGGUGCUGUGGAAAAACGGGGAGGAUUCGAGGAAGAAAGCAGAGCAGUUCCUUCAUGUUUUUAGCCGUGCGUGUGUGAAAUGGAGAUCUCUCAGGAGGCGAUACUGAGGGCGCUGACAGAAGCUGGCGGGCAGGUGAAGAACUCGGAGUUACUGGCUCGGUUCAAAGCUCCGCUGAACUGCAGCGAUCCGGCGGAGAAGAAACAGAACCGAUACCUCUUUAAGACGUUCGUCAACAACAUUGCCGUUGUGAAAGAGAACGAAGAGGUCAAGUACAUCGCCCUGAAGAAGAAAUAUCACCAUUUGCUGACGCAGUCCGGUGAUGGCAGUGCCCAGGACAGGGAGUGCGAGGAAGGUCAACUGGAGAAAGCGGGACAACACCCAGCAGGAGAGGAAAACAGGGAGGGCAGUCGUGCUGAAGGCGAAGAAGCUAAGGCACCUGGCCCGAACAAGCCAGAAGAGCAAGUUCAGCCAGAUAAGGAAGAUGACACCCCAAACAACAGCCAGCCACUCUGUCCCAUAGAGCUGGCCUUCGAAAGGAUCAAGUCUGUGGACGUCAAAGCCAAGAGGUACUUACAGUUUGUGGUGCCGCUCAAGUCGAGCGCAGAUGACACUCAGCAACUUGGACCUAGAAAGAGCCAGGCAAGCACCAACAAGCCGUGUGCACUGCCGUUAAGAAUGCCUCCAGUGGUCAUCACUCCUUGUCCUGAAGUGAAUACCACCAAAGAGCAUUUGGCACCAUCAAGGUCAAGGCUGGAGCCUCCUAGUUCACCCAGAUAUAAGAGGAGGCCGUCUACGGACAGCAUGGCAGGCGCCAGUUCACCACAAACCAGGAGACACUGCAAGAGCAUCAGGCCGGUUGAUGAGCUCAAAUACGGCGACAUGUUCCCACUAGAAACCACAGAGCAUGAGUGGCUGGUGUCGUCCGCAGUGGGACACUGGGGUCUGCUGUAUGGCCACCUGCUCAAUGACACUCAGCUGGCAGAGAAGAGGGACUUUGUGUCCGGCUUCACGGCCCUUCACUGGGCGGCCAAGUGCGGCAACAGCGACAUGGUAUGUAAACUCAUCGAGCUGUCCAAAGAGAAGGGCAAGGGGGUGGAUGUGAACAGCAAAUCUUUUGCUGGUUACACGCCGCUGCACAUUGCUGCUCUGCAUGACCAGGAGUACAUCAUGAAACUCCUGGUACAGCGCUAUGGAGCGGAUCCUAAUGUCCGGGACAACUGCGGCAAGAAGCCACACCAUUACCUGCACAGGGGUGUAUCCGUAGAGCUGCGGGAGCUCCUUGGAGCACCGAAGGUCAAAGCUCAAGGCCCAGAGCCGCAGAAGAGCGCUGAGGAGCCUGAGGCGCACAGACACUCCCACACCAUCAGCAGACUCUUCCAGCCGCAUACAAUCGGGUACAAGAAGAAGCCCAAGAUCAGGGGCUCUUUCCUGUCUGUGGCUGAGGAAGGGAGGGACGAGAGGGAUGAGCACCCUUCACCUAUGCACAGGGUUCUGUCUGAUGUGUUUUCCUAAGCAUUACUUCUGCUAAAUUCAAAUUACUUCUGCUAAAUUCAUCAUUAACCCCUUGUAGUGGAAUUCCACCUAUUUCUCAAAAUGUCUCCAUAAUUCAGUCUUCAAGGGCCUACAGGCAUUUGUCUUGUCUAUUAUUUUAUCCCUUAAGGUCCACUUUAAUAUAAUUUGGGUGGGAUUAUAUACCAAAAAUUUUUACACAGCCAUUUUCCAAUCGAGUGGUGAUAGGAACCAGACGUUUGAAGAGUUUAACGCCUCCAAAACCUCAUGCCUGUAAUGCAUACCACCUCAUGCCUGUGAUAUAAUUUAGAGAAUAGGAUUUGGCCUAAAACAUUUUUAAACACAGUCAUUGUGGAGACAUGCAGGCUUUGUGAGGCAAAAUAGUCUGCAAAAAACGUAUUAUUUUCAGAUUUAUGACUAUUUUAUCAUUAUGAAAAUUACAUAUCGAAACUCAGAAGAUGUGUUUAAGUCCACUAGUGGUUUUGAAUAGUAAAUAAAAUGGCUGUAUAUCACUAUGAGCCUUUCUCCACAAUUUUCUCCAUCAUUUUACAUUAAACCACUCUGAAUGACUUGGUUUACAUAUGGAAUUCCUCUUUAAACUCUAAGGGUCCGUAUGUAGGUUCACACAUUGACCCCUCACUGUCUUGACUACAUAACUGACAUAUUAGAUACUGAAUAGUUACUGAGUAAUAAGAUUUUAGAUAAAUAAGAGAGCACUAAGACCAGAGUUCAAGGAGUUAACCAGGUAAACUGCAGUAAUAACUGCAGUAUUCAGUUGGCAAUUUGGAGACCUGUGGAGUACUGUGAAUUAUUUUGUGUCACAACAAAUCGACUUGGAUCGAUCAUGAAAUCCCUAAUUUCAGUACAAUAUAAAUUUGAUUUGUUAUUCCCACUUUGAGAUAUUUAUUGAAAAAAAAUGUACUGGAAAAAAAGUGUCAUUCAGCAAUUUGUAUCAAAGUCAAAAUAUCCGUAUUGGUAUGGGUGUUAACCGUUUGGUUAAUUUUGAAUGGUAUCCUGCCCUAGUCAUGAGGAACUGAGCUGGCUUGCAAUUUGAGUUGUCAAAUAUCCAUUCCUUCGCCAGCAGACCUCAAAUUCGUGUUCUGCCGAUUUGUAAACAAUGCAAUGUUCUCCAAAAUCUGCUUUUUAAAUGUAGAUCUUUAAACUGAAGUAUGAUCUUGAUGCAGGUGAUGCAUCAUGAUGAUUUUAGCUCAAAUUUUAUCAAAUUGUUUUCAAAAAUCAUUGAAGAAUGAAGUGAAAUAAACAAAUUCAUGCUUAAAAAUCA
Messenger RNA from Pygocentrus nattereri (red-bellied piranha), 2793 nucleotides. Its product is annotated as ankyrin repeat domain-containing protein SOWAHB-like. Lineage: Eukaryota; Metazoa; Chordata; Actinopteri; Characiformes; Serrasalmidae. Gene Ontology annotation, molecular function: protein binding. The coding region runs from base 81 to 1514 and encodes 477 amino acids. The transcript has 2 exons. The record is from RefSeq and is a predicted model, not a curated record.